Messenger RNA from Trichoplusia ni (cabbage looper), 1553 nucleotides. RefSeq names its product unconventional prefoldin RPB5 interactor 1 (gene uri). Gene Ontology annotation, molecular function: chromatin binding; transcription corepressor activity; phosphatase inhibitor activity. Gene Ontology annotation, biological process: negative regulation of phosphatase activity; negative regulation of transcription by RNA polymerase II. Bases 136 to 1521 code for a protein of 461 amino acids. Lineage: Eukaryota; Metazoa; Arthropoda; Insecta; Lepidoptera; Noctuidae. The transcript is spliced from 4 exons. The record is from RefSeq and is a predicted model, not a curated record.
UUUCACGUACGCUGAGAGUUCAUGUGGCCAUCUUUAUCAUUUCCAUUUCAUUCAUUGUUAUAAAUAAAUAGUGCAGAUGAACUUGUUGUUGAGGUUAGGUUAUUGUCGUAAAUCGUAAAUAAAGAAAUACUAAAAAUGGAUUUACUCAGUGAGUUGUAUUACAAGAGUGCAGCUGAAAACGAGAAAAAUCAUCGCUUUUGGGAGAACUACUUACAAAACCUCAAGUCCUUAGAUUUUUCGGUCUACAGUGAUAAGUUGAAGGUUCCAACUCUGGUCCCUAUAGGAAGUAGGAUAUUGUUUAGAGGAGAAAUAAAACAUACGAAUGAAGUAACUGUUGCGCUUGGAGCCGAUUACUUCGUCAAGUGUUCUAUAAAACAAGCAGAAAUACUAAGGCAACACAGAAUAAAAGAUGCCCAAUCUAAACUGGACAUAUACAUCAAAGAGAAAGAAUAUUUGGAAAACCAAAUGUCAUUCACAAAGAAAUCCUUCCAAGACAAUCAAGGGAAGGAAAUAAUUGAGUAUUACAGCGAGGAAGAUGAUAAGUUAUGGAGACAGAAGCAUAGGGAAAAUGUUAGGAAAUAUAAACAAAACAAAAGUAAGGAUGAGAAGAAUGUCUCACAAGAUGUAACUGAUGAGGAAUUGUGGGAGAGAUUAGAAGAACUAGAACUUCAGGAGGAGCUAGAAAACGAAUUAACUGGCAAUGAUAUUUUCGACAAUCUAACUAUAACCAAAAUUAAAGAAAGUAACCAGUCAAACAAACAAUUUAUAGUCAAGAAUGAAGAUAUUAACAGUAAACCUGAAACUGAAAAGGAAAAGACAGAUCCAGAAAAACCAGUUACUGAGAGCAAGAAUAAAGCCAAGAAUGUCAGCUUUGAUGUGCCAACAACAAAACUUGACAUAUUACAGCAAGUUAUAGAUAAGCAAAAUGAAUUAGAAGAAAAGUUAUUUGAAUUGAAGAACAGAGAGAGAACUCAAAGUAAAAAUGAAAGUGAUUUGCUGUCAAGAUUAGAUGAACUAGAACAAUUGGAUGAACUUGAGGAUGAAAUGGACAGGCUUGAUGAUAUUAUAGAGAAUGAAGAUGUUGAUGAAGAAGAAGAAGAACAUAAUUCAAUAAGAACAAAAGCAGCACCAAUACAAAGGCGUGUCUCUUUUGUAGAUGAAGACGACAGUGAAACAAUAGAAAUUAACUUUGAUCACAGUCCAGUUGAACCUGAACAUGAAGCUUACAACCCAAACAAAGGGAUACAGAAACCCAGUGAUAUCUAUGAAGCACAUUCCAAUCUUAUCAGUGGACCAACAUCCAUUCUUAAAAAAUCUAAGUAUGAGUCAGUAGAUGACACACCUGAAAUAUCACCCCCUGAAAAGAAGGCUGUCCAAUUUGAUGUCCAAGAUACUGUAGAGCAAAGAACUAUAGUAGUAAAAGAUGUUGUAGAAAAAGUCAAACAAGACGAUCAUAAGUUGGAAACCAGUGCUAGGCCUACAAGUUUAUUUAAGAAAAAGAGAAUGCAAAAUAAAUCAUAGGUAAAAAUAAAAUAAACGAAUUGUAAUUGAAA